AUGGCUGAAGCGCGAGCGGCCGUGACCAGACCGGAUGUAAGACUCAAAAAAAAAGGAACAAGCACCAAAGAAGCGGAAUACGAGCUUGUAAAGAGCACUUAAAAAAAUUUGAAGAAAUGCGCUUUGCGAACACAGCAACAGAUAAGAAAUGGUCUCUGGCCAACAACAUGGUCCAACCUCCUUGGGACUGUGAUUGUCAUUGCAGGACUGCUCCACUUUGACCACUUGUAUCAUGUUAACCAAAUUGAACCUCUGACCAACUCUGUCUGGUGGUUUGGCAGACUAAUUUACUUAGAUGAUGCAUACCCAUAUGGACUUCGUGUAGUAGUAUUGGCUAGUAUUUGUGGAGUGGUGUUUUUCAUCGUAAUGAUGUAUGUUAGGCAGUAUAUGCUGCGGAUGCUACUCUCUUACAGAAGAUGGAUGUAUGAAACACCUCGUUCUCAAAGCAUAAUGACCCUUUGCUGGGGAGCUCUUGUUCGUCUGUUCUCUGGGCAUCACCCAACAUUGUACAGCUACCAAAACAGUCUACCAAGAAUGCCCAUUCCCGCUCUCAACGRCACUUGUAGGAARUUUAUGCUCUCAAUGAAACCAUUACUGGAUGAUAAAGAGUAUGAAGAGAUGCAGGCAUUGGCAGAGGAUUUUGAGAAGACUUUGGGUCCCAAGCUACAGUUUGUCCUUCAGCUCAAGUCAUGGUGGGCUCCAAACUACCAUACAGACUGGUGGGAGAAGUAUGUGUAUUUGAUGGGACGUUCACCUUUACCAAUCAACAGCAAUUAUUAUGGUAUGGAUCAGGGCUGGUAUCCCACUAGAGAGCAGCCAUCAAGGGCUGCUGCAAUAUGUUACUUUAUAUUGAACUACAGACAGGAGGUUGAGGCAGAAACACUGGAACCAUUAACAAUACGCAAUACCAUCCCUACCUGUAUGUGGCAGUAUGAAAGGCAGUUUAAAACUGUUAGAGUUCCAAAAGAAGAGAUUGAUGAGCUUGUUCACUAUGAACCUGAAGAUCAAGAGCUUCUCUACUUGGUCUUGGGAAUUUUCUGUGGAAAAAGAAAAAAAGUGACAGAAUAUUGCCUGGUUCCCAAGAAUAUUMCUUUCCAUAAAUCUUGUUCAUUAUUUUUUGUAAUGAAGAAAGUAUUCUUCACAGCAAUCAAGAAUAAACCAGAAGGAUGUGUUGCUGCAUUGACUGGGCUGCCAAGAACUGACUGGGCAAGAUUAAGAGAAACUCAUUUUAGUGACGGUCUCAACAAACAGUCUCUGGAAACUAUAGAAGAAGCUUUGUUUGUUAUGGUUUUAGAAGAGAGAAGCUUCCCAGACAUAACAGACAGAGCAAAGUUUCUUCUCCAUGGAGAUGGUAGCUCUUUCUGGUUUGACAAGUCAUUCAGUUUUAUGGUAUUCAGUGAUGGAAAGUGUGGUCUCAAUGCUGAGCACUCCUGGGCAGAUGCUCCUGUCAUGGGUCACCUCCUGGAAUAUGCCCUCACAUAUGAAUUUAUUUAUCGCACAUACAACGARGAAGGGAGAUGCAUACCUAUUGGAGGGGCUCACAAAAGYUCCAAAAUCAGAACACAUAAUCUUCAGAGACCAUCUAGACUGUACUUUGAUGUGACACCACCAUUGGCACAAAGUAUUGAAUAUGCUAUGGACUUUGCAAGGAAGAACAACGAUGAUCUCCAACAUAAAGUAAUUACACACGAUUCCUUUGGCAAGGGAUUCAUUAAAGGCAUCAAGGUUAGCCCAGAUGCUUUCAUUCAGCUUGCCUUACAAAUAGCGUAUUACAAGGACAAUGGCAAACAUCCAUUAACAUAUGAGGCAUCAAUGACUCGUUUAUAUCUGCAGGGACGAACUGAAACAGUUAGAAGUCUAACUGUUGAGGUAAGAGACUUUGUCAGAGCAUUCAUGGACAAGACAGUACCAAAAGAAGAAGUUAUCAAGCUGAUGAAAGCGGCUGCAACAAGGCAUGCUAUUAACUACAAAGACUGCAUGAAUGGUGAAGGUGUUGACAGACAUUUGUUUGCACUUUACAUUGUCAGUAAAGGACAGGGAAAGGAGAGUGAGUUUCUAAAGAGAGCACUUUCUCUUCCAUGGACAUUGUCUACAAGUCAGCAGCCUCAACAGCAGAUGGUCACCACUCACUAUAGUGUAUCAGAACCAGAACUAAUGAACAUGAUCUCCCCUGGUGGCGGUUUUGGACCAGUUCACGAUGAUGGUUAUGGAGUGUCCUACAUGGUUCCUGAUGAUAACAGAAUAUUUUUCCAUGUAUCUUCAAAAAAUUCCUCUUCAGUCACAAACAGUGAUCGGUUUGUGAAACUUCUGUUUCAGAGUUUGGGAGAAAUGAAAGCCCUCUUUGAUAAAGAUGUUGAAAAUGGGUCUUCAUAUUCUAGUCGACCCAAAUCCGACGCGCGAUCCCCUGUGAAAAAGUCAACUACGAGGAACACAGCGUCCCUGACUAAGAUAUACUUGUCCGCUCUUGAAAGACUCGAGCUCUCCUGA
Molecule: messenger RNA, 2487 nt
Organism: Exaiptasia diaphana
Lineage: Eukaryota; Metazoa; Cnidaria; Anthozoa; Actiniaria; Aiptasiidae
Product: carnitine O-palmitoyltransferase 1, liver isoform
Exons: 15
Biological process (GO): carnitine metabolic process; fatty acid metabolic process
Cellular component (GO): mitochondrion
Molecular function (GO): carnitine O-palmitoyltransferase activity
Source: RefSeq, a predicted model, not a curated record